AUGAAAGAAGAAGAACAAAUAGACGAAAUUAAAAGGAAAAGACUCGAAAAAAACAAAGCAGCAGCCAUGAGAAGCAGACUCAAGAAAAAGCUUGAGGCGGAACAGUUAAGAAGGCACGUAUCAGAAUUGAGCGAAAGCAAUCAUAAUCUCAAAGCAAGCCUCCAGCAUUACGAAGCGCUAUUACAAGCAGCUUAUAGCGAAAAUCUCGUCCUGAAGGCAAAUAUUUGUUAUGUCUCGAGCGAAAAUGAAUUGCUUAAAACACGCGACGAAAGCAAAAUUAAGAAUAAACUCCUAUAUACAUAAAAUGGCGUAUGGCGACCGAAGAGUCCUCCCAGUGACGGUGACCCAUGUAUAUCCGGGCAUGGUUUCAGGAGAAGCGACUUAGCCCAGCAGUAUCUGGACCCUGGUGGCGACCGGGGAAGAAACACAGACCCGCUGAUCGUGGCCAGAUCCUAGGGCAGUUAGGAGCAUCUUCUUUUUCCAGCAGCGCCCAAGCCUGUAGGUGCCCGAAAUGGAGCAGGGCGACUUACCUGCUCAAGCUGCUACUGUGGUCUGCCCAGAAUCGCGGAAGCGAUUGAGAAUUUUCUCAAGCGGAUAAACUGGGAAAAGGGGAGGCAGAUUAGACAACAAGGCGGUCUCUCCAGUUUAAAAGGGUCCUUAACAGAAGGACGACCUGACCAACCGGAGACAAAGACUGGUGUAACUCUCGGGCGGAAGGGCUGAGUUGGAAAUGGUGGUGCUCGGCGACGGUCGGCUGACGACCCAAAUAGGGCAACCACUACCGAGAAACCAGGGGUUUCGACCUGGGCUCAGAAAACCAGUGAUGGAAAGUCCAUCCUUUUCGCUCGUGCCAGCACGGCUCCUCACGGAGCGCGGAGGAAUGUCACGCAUGGAAGAAGGGACCUUAAAUAUAUAUCGUUAAUUUAUUUAUUUAUUAAGAAUAAAACUCCUAAAUAGUUCUUAA
Blepharisma stoltei is the source of this 964-nucleotide messenger RNA. The record is from the annotation of a GenBank genome assembly. Lineage: Eukaryota; Ciliophora; Heterotrichea; Heterotrichida; Blepharismidae.